AGAGUCUCCUGUAAUGGCCGCAAAACAUCAAUCAAAAUAUGAGUGGAAAUUUUGAACAUUAUUUUAGCUAUUGUUCUCCUAAAUAUGCUAUAUUGAUAAGACAGAAGAAUGUCAAAAGGCCAUCCUUACAGGUAUCACCAAAAUCCAUACUACACGCCAAGAUCUAAGUAUUGUUCUCAGGAUGUAAGACAUGACAUUGGCCCUCCCAACAAACGUCAAAGACAUUCUAGCGGAAGUGACUUUACAAUAUUUAGUUAUGAAGAUUGUCAUCAAGAUGUCGGUUUAGGAAACUUUAAUGAUUUCAGUGCUAUAAGGAGAGAUGCCAUUUUACCAAGGGAUCAUCGACGAGAUACAAAACUUUCAAGAUCAAAUCUCCCAAUUGAAACAUGUCAUACGACAACAUCAUGUGAAAAAUCUUCAACAAAAGUUUCAUCUCAUUCAGUAAAUGUUUCUGUAUCAGGUCAUACUCAAAGUAAAUCAGUUACAAAUUUAUCAUCCAACUCCUCCGUCCCUCAGUCUCAGUCCUAUGAGAAACAUCAACAUCAACAACCCAUAUUCAAAAACUAUCAAAGUGCAGAACAUAAAAUGACUGUCAAUUUUAACAUGAGUGGAUCUAGUCAAACUGAUGUGUUGCAAGCUAACUCUGUCGAUUUGAUCUCCAAAAAUGGUGCAAAAAUAAUUAAGUCUGAAAAUGUUUACAAACCUCAAAUUGAAGCCAUUUCACCAAGUAAUUCAGAAAAUGAGCGAGAAAAGCCAUUGCAAGAAGACAAUGAAAAAAGAUCAAAUGAACUUCUGAAACAAAUGGAAAAAGUUGAUAAAGAUAUAUCAGAAGUUACACAGAAAAUUACUGACUUGAAAGAUAAACAGAAAUUAUUAAAGGAUGAUAUAUCCCAGGAGCCAUUGCUAGAUGACGUAUCCCAAGAGCCAUUGCUAGAUGACAUAUCCCAGGAGCCAUUGCUAGAUAAUAUAUCCCAGGAGCCAUUGCUAGAUAAUAUAUCCCAGGAAUCUUUGUUAAAAGAAGUGGAAGAUGGUCCUGAAAAGAAAAUUAAAGUAACAGAAAAUGAAAAUUCUAGAAAAAAUGAAGUGGAAGUUCAAGCAGGAUUGGAUGCUAAGGAAAUUUCAUUGAUUGAGAGGAUCUAUCAAGAAAACAAGAAAAAAGCAGCGAUAGCUCAUGAACAGUUUGCUAAAAUUGGAAUUCCCUUUCCUAAUGCUCUGCCACUGUAUAAUCAGCCUUCAGAUUUACCUUUUUACGAGGAGAAUCGAAAAAAAGCAAGAUCUAUCCAAUUAAAACUUGUUAAAUAUUUUCAAAGGAAACGUAAGGAUCGACAGAUUAAGCAAAGAGCACUUCUACAGCAGUACAGACUUCUUCAAAAAAAAUGGCUUGAAAAAGUGGAAAAGAUGGAAAACAACCAAAAACGAAAAAAUAAAGAAGCCCGCGUUAGGGAGUUUUACGAGAAAAUUUUCCCUGAAAUAAAGAGACAUCGUGAACAGACAGAAAGAUUUUCAAGAAUUGGAUCUCGAGCUAAUUGGGGCAUGUCUGCACGUAGUGAUGCAGAAUAUGAGGAGAUUUUGCGAAAUUUGGAAGAAAAAGAGAAACAUGAGAAACAUAUGAGACAAUUGGCUGUACAACCUCCACCAUUGUUAGACGAACACCAAAGAAAAAUUAAAUACAUUAACAGAAAUGGUCUCAUUCGUGAUAUGAAAACUUACGUUGAACAACGUAAAAUGUUGAACAUAUGGACUGAAAAAGAAACAGAAAUAUUCAAGGAAAAAUAUGUUGAAGCUCCUAAAGAUUUUGAGUUCAUAUCAUCGUUUCUUCCUAAUAAGAACGUGAAAGAUUGUAUAUUGCAUUAUUAUCGGACGAAGAGGAAGGGAAAUUUUAAAAAACUUGUGAAGAAACAACCGAUGAAAAGAAAGCGACUUCAGAGCUCGGCUGCUGUCAAAGAUGAAACAGCUAAAUCAAAGAUCUUAAAACCACGCCCCGAAGGAGACACAUCAGACCCCGAAAUUGAAGAAAACGAAGGUUUUGAAGUUGAUUCGGACGGAACAGAAGAUGGAUCUUCUCGAAUACCUGUGUCUUCUAGUACCAUAGAUGUUCCUCGUGUUAACAUUGCAAUCCAAACAGGAGAAUGUGGAGGCUCCGAAACCCCGCGUUGGUCCAAGAACGAACGUGAAAUUGCUAUUGAUGGUCUUCGUCUUCAUGGUCGCAACUGGUUGGCAAUAUCACAGAUGGUAAAAACAAAGACAGAAGCUCAGUGUAAAAAUUUUUAUUUCAACUAUAAAAGAAAGCUAGACUUAGAAAACAUUAUUGCUGAACAUAAUGCAGCUAAGAUCGUUCAGCGACAAGAAUCAGAAGAAACCAUGUCUGCAUCAGAACCGUCUGAUGACGAUUGCGAAAUUACCGUAGACAGUUCUAAUGUCGCACGGAUCAAGCAAAAUUUGAGAGAAGGUCCAUCUGAUACCACUGAGCGUCGCAUGGAUUUCAAUCCUUCGGAAAGAACUCUUCGCAGUCAGCGUAGCAGCAAUAACAACAAACCAUUUGAUGUCAAGUCUUCGCUACAAGAUACGAUAAAAUUACAUGAAGCUCAUGGCACUUCAACAUUGAGUACUGCAGACUCGGAUGAUGCAGGUAUCAUCGUAGUAGAUGUUUUGGAAAAUCCUGAAUGUAAAGAAAAAGCCGUGGAUUGUAUUGGAUCUAAUAAUAUUAGCAAAAUUUCCACAGUUCAACAAUCGACAUCAAUGAUCACUGAAACAGGAUAUCCAUCUUUGGCCGUUAAAGUGAAAGACAGAAAACAACCAUUUGAAGAACGUCAUAUGUCUCUUGACUCACCUAGCACAUUUACCAAUGUCCUUACAUCUACUGCUACUACUUUAAUGUAUCCUAGUAUACCUUAUAGACCCCUCACAUUAGAUACACCUAUAUCUGGGGGACAUUCAAAACUUCUGCUAAACCUGGCUCGAAAUGUAACGACGACUAUUGAUGAUGACGAUGAUUGUCAGAUUGUGUCGGAAGAGCGUAAUGAAAACAGUGAAAAGGAUAAACCGACAAAGAUUCGUUUUCCUGAUCCUCAAUUGCCAAAGUUUGAACAAAGUGAAGCUAUUGGAAUAUUUAGUCGUUUUUCACCGUGUAUACCUCCAGAUACAACCAGUAGACAACAGGUGCGAUCGCAACGACUACCACAUCCUCCAUUUCAUCCUCAUGGUAUCCCUGUACAUUCUUUUCUGCCCCACAUUGCUCCACCCCGCCAUCAUUAUCUCCAUCCUGAAAUGUAUGCAGUACCCAUUCCCCAUGGCCCAAAUUUUGAUCCCAUGUUUCAUCCAGUGUUUCGUGAACAUUUCUUUUCGGGGAUGGAUCCAAAUAUUUUUUCACUUCCACUGCGACAUGAAGUGACGCGUUCUAACCCUGGGGGGAUAAUUUUGUCACCCUUGGAACAUCGAAGAAUUUUGUCUAAGCCACCUCCACCAUAUAUGUUGCCCAUUGAACAUUUGGCAAAAGUAAGAGAAAGUGGAAACGAUGUAAUUUCUUCAAGUGCAUCGUCAUCAAGAUCGCGUUCUGUUGAAACAUCUACAUCUAAACCAAGAGUAAUGACACCAGAUCACAUACACAUGGAAAGUUCCAAAGUUGCUCCUCAAAAACGUUCGUCAUCUUUAACUGAUGUUCGUUCAAUGGUUGCUUUAUCGGCGCAAGAUGAAUCAAAUUCAAAUCAAAUAACAUCAUUUGGACCGCUGACAGCGUUAGUGAAUGCAGCAGCUAAAGCAAAACCCAUAAACCACACACCAAGUGGUCGGGAUUUAUUUCAAUGUAAAAACGACAUUACAACAUAUGAAGCAACGCCUGCUUUGGUGAAAGAUAAAGAGACGACAAAUUCUUAUUCCCAUUUCACUAGGCAAUCAUGUGUGGUAACCAAUACGACUGUACUUCAUGUAAGCUCGUCUGCUACGAAUUCAAAUUCUCGUGUUCAUGGAAUAUCUUCAGGUCGCGCUUUACCUCAACCUCCACCUUUGCUCUCUAUCACGGGCACACCAUCUUUUAAGGAUACAUCUACAGCAAAAUAUUUAGAAACCACGGAACAACAGAGAUCUAAUAAGUUGAUGGCGAGUGUGGAAAUGGAAAUUUCUGAGCAAAAAAGUGUCUCUGAAGAAAGAGUUGCACAUCGACAAAUAUCCACUGUUAGAAUUCCUUCUGUCUCUCAAACUCUAACGCCAUCUAUAUCCCACUGUAGUAUAGAUUCAUCUAAACCGCCCCGUUAUGUACGAGAUACCCCAUUUCCCAACUUCACAUUUACUCCCUUUACGACAUCUACAGAAAAAUCUACAAUCCAAAAAAGUAUUUUAACCUGUGGAUGUAGAACUACAGAACCAUGCAGACAUCAAUUAUAUUCUCAAGAGGUACCGUAUGUUGAAGGUGGACGAAAACACGAAGAAACUAUUUCUGGUUUAGAGUUUGAACAACCGCAUACUACAAAGACUUUAUUUCGUCCUUGGGCGGAAGACAAUGCAAAAGUUCAUUCUUUGUUACCUUCUUCAUUAAAGACUAUAUGUCCACCAUUACUGUUAAAUGAUACUACAGGUGUCCUAGUACCAUCACAGACAAUCUUGAAAAGAUCAUCUAAUUCUUCUUAUUCUCAUCUUCCAGGUGGAGAUAUACGUCAUUCUGGUCAUCAACAGGUUUUUACUAACAAAGCACCACUGCAACAAACCUAUCACAUCGACUUACUACAACCUAGCAAAGAAUGUCAUACGUCUGGUAUUCUUCAACAACCAAUUCAAAGACAACAGUCAGCAGAUAUUGUUUCAUUAAGUCAUGUUCAUGACAGAAUGAGACCCCCUUAUUUCUUGCAUUCUCACCUUUCUUCAUCGUCGUCAUCCAAAUCCACUUCUUCAUCAUUUCCUCAAAUUUUUCAUCGACAUUCGAAAUCCCCUCCCCGUACGAUAGUGUCAGGAGUAGAAACAAGAGCGCUACUGGACCAUACCGUUAAAGAGGAUCCUCGUUGCUUUCCCUACCAUGACGAAGCUACUAAACUUCACAUGACAACAACUCUUCCUGAUCCCGUUCAUCGCUUUCCUGCGAACAUGGGAAGAUUUAAUCCACGAGCAUUUCUUGAAGAUAAAAGUCUUCACUCAAGUACCUUCGGGCCUUGUCGGAAUAAUUCUGAGCAAUCACAAAGUUCAGAUUUAAAAAAAAUAGCUGCCAUUACAAAUGAAGCUCGAACAACAAGUAAAGACUCUUGUCCACUGUCAGAAAACAAGUCAGACGAUUAUUUAACAAAAGUUUUGCCAGAAAAGGUUGAAUCACAAAACUCUGGAUUGGUUUCCCCUGUAGACAUAAAAAGAUGUGCAAAUCCUUUGUAUACUUCAACGAAUAUUAAUGAACAUUUUAAGUCAAAUGAGAGUGCUGUGACUGGCCAGCAUAAUGUAGAUUAUACAUAUGUUCGUAAGUCAGGGUUAGAUCAUGUAACUGUCGAAAGUGAAGUUCACAAGAUUCCCUCCGCAAGGUUUACCAAUAUAAAAAUAAAGACCAAUGAUAUUAUUUCUUCAAAACCGCAGCAGCUAUACAAUGAAGUAUCGUUAAAUGUUAAUGCAACCGACAAUUCAUUGCAAAAUUAUGUCAACCAAAGAAGAGAUGAAUUCAAGGACUCUAUUUCUCAUAAUUUACCUGUUGGUAGAUCACCAGUAUCUGAAGGUAAUAUAAGUGAUGAAUUGUCACAGCAAGAUGGAACAUUCUUACCAACAGAUAGUACUUACAUUGAGAAUUCAGAACCGUCUCUUACAAUGGCGCUCAGUGAUAAAUCGUUAAAUUCUUCAUCAGAUGUAGUCGACAGUACUGUAUCUGAUAUUUCCGAUGUGGACCAAUGCACCCGGGAUGGGAAGAAGUUACAAGAAACGCCAACUCACCGUAGAAAGUUGAAUGUGGAAAGUGGUAUUACGGGGAAUAGAGCAUGCAGUUUUAAUGAGAGUUCAAUGAUAGAAGUUCAGGAUGAAACGAUUAGUGGUCAUGAGGGAGAUGACGAUUUGACGACUGAAGAUGAUAACGAUGAUUCAAAAAUUAAAUUGAUUCAUCAGAUUGUUGAAGAAGAAGAAGAAACACAAAGUGACGAAGUGGGCAGCUCUAAUUAUGCUCAGGUGAUGAACUGGUCUAACGAAGAUAGUGAUAAAGAAAUGGUAGUUGUUUCUGCAGAUAAAAAUGAAACGUCUAUAAAUAAAGGAAUAAGGAUGGAUGCUAAAGAUGGUGUUACUACUGCGCAGCUAAAUAACAUCGAGCAUAAUAAUCAGAUUACCGAGAACAUCAUUAAUGAUAAACAUAACACAAAUUGUCCACUUGUGAUCAAGACCUUUGACAGUGUUACUAAAUCGGAAAAUUUUACUGAUGGUAGCAUAAAUAUGAUAGACAGUAGUGAAGAAAGCGUCGAUUUAUUGGGUUCUUCUGUGGUCGAAGAAAUUGAUAAUGCAACUAUUGCUAAGGAAACUAUUAAUAAAGAUAUCACAAGCUCGUCUGAUUCUGGUAAUUUUGAUGAGAAUAUCCAACACGAGAUUAUUGAAAUGACGAAAGUAUGUCAUGAAUCCACUGAUCUUUGUCAUUUUAAAAGUGAAAACUAAAAUGGAAACAUUUCAUGAUGGAGAUGACUGUACAAAUGAAUAUGUGACGAGCAGCAACAGUAGUGGAGUCAAUGAAUUUGAAAAAACAAUUGCUAAGAAAGAUCUCGUAUCUGUAAACUUAUUGUCGAGU
This is a messenger RNA of Xenia sp. Carnegie-2017, 6727 nucleotides long. RefSeq lists its product as uncharacterized. The coding region runs from base 109 to 6597 and encodes 2162 amino acids. Gene Ontology annotation, biological process: regulation of transcription by RNA polymerase II. NCBI's taxonomy places the organism in Eukaryota, Metazoa, Cnidaria, Anthozoa, Malacalcyonacea, Xeniidae. The transcript has 25 exons. The record is from RefSeq and is a predicted model, not a curated record.